GAAUGCGGAAAAGAUUAGCUCAGGUGAAUUUAUGGAUGGGGAAUUGAUCAAAGUCUUUUAUUCAGAAAAUGUAUUCUACAGGUAUUCUAGACCUAAAUAUACUACUGUAAGCACCCCUCAUUGUUUUAAAAUCUCGAACGCAGGGUUCCAUUGUAAGUAGCAAUAAACAAUAUACUUCAGUAUCAAACUAUAAUUGACCAUCAUCUGUAUCGGCCCGGUCACAGUACACAACGAUAACGAUACGAUAACUUGUAUACGCGCGCUGAUUGGUCAAAAAAUUUAUCGUUAUCGUGCGACUUUAUCAUUUUCGUUGUAGUGUGGACACCAACAUAGUUAUUUUGACCAAUCAUCGCGUGCUUACAAGUUAUCGUUGUGUAGUGUUAUCUGGGAAGGCUGUCUUGAUAGAACAGUAGCUGCAAUGGUAUUUUGUAUGUCCGAAAUCCAGUCUUUAUUUAUAUAGAUUUUACUACAAGAAAUAUUUAAUCGCUGAAGUGAUGCUCCCUGAUGGUUCUGUCCUGCGGUCUACCGGUCCUACCCAUAUUUAUUUCAAGCACUGGGUUUACGACUUGAAGUCAGAAAGUGUAAGCGUUAAAGUAGUAUAAUUUAUAUCCUAUUGUUAAUGUACCUUGAAAAUCGUUUGAUGUACCACCGCUCCAACCACUGAGCUAUUGGGAUGCCCAGUUGAGGCUACCUCCUCCGUAGGCCGUAAUGAAUUCCCUAAUAGACCUUUCCCCUUGAGUCCCUAAUAGACCUUUCCCACUUGAAGUCAGACCUUUCCCCUUGAGUCCCUAAUAGACCUUUCCCACUUGAAGUCAGAAACAGAGCUCCACUCCAUGUUUACCUGACAAUUGUUCGUGUGACAAUGAGACAGUAAGCACAAUUCCUGUUAUAAUCUCGAAACGAAUUAAUAAGAAAUAUAAUGUGCGAUAUCGACAUGACUCCAUCCGGCCAAAUAAUUUAAUUAAAAUUCCUAUUAAACACUUGCCGGGUUCCCAACAUACGUUCGUUCCCUCCCUAAUGCUAUCUAAUGUUAUGUCAUUGGUGCCCAAAAUAGAUGAAUUACGCGAAGUUACCCUCAAUAGUGAUGUAGAAAUAGCUUGUAUUACCGAAACGUGGCUCAGAGAUCAUAUCGAUGAUAACGUUGUUAAUGUGUCAGGAUUUAGGUUGGUUCGCCUUGACAGAAUUAACAGUCAACACGGGGGAGUCUGUAUGUACGUUAGGAAUAAUAUUCAAUACAACAUUGUACAAGACCUUUUAGACAGCAAUUUUGAAAUCGUCUGGGUUCAUAUUCGCCCUACUCGUCUUCCAAGGGGAAUUCCAUGCAUAACAAGACGCCUGCUCAGGCGUUCACACUGGCCUGAAAAUAACGAGAUACGUGCUAUGGUGCAAAAGGCAGGAAUACAAAUCUUAAACCGCAAGCAAAUUUUAUGGAAUUUUUUUUAAAAAAUAAAGGACCUUUUCGGGAGACGUUAAUGGUACAAGUCAAUAACUAGGAGUUACUAUCGCAAGGAAAGUGCUGCCUUUUUGGCGUAUGAACUGAAUGCAAUUAUGCAAAAAUUUAUACUUCUACACAAUUCUUGGUUAUAUCCCCAAUGUUUCCUUCUCGUUCAUCAUUUAAGCCCGUUCACAAACUCAUUCUUAAAUUGUGUGCACGGAAUACGAGUAAAUAGCCAACAUGAAAAUGAAGCCAUUGGGUCAAAAGUGGAUAUUAAGGUCUAUUACAUGUACCUAUUAGCUGCCAAUGCACACUACUUUAGUAACUCUGGCUAACGCCAGACCAAUUUACACUGUAACGCCAGACGAUUUUACUUGUUAGUGGCAGAGUACUGUCAGUAAAUGGGUUAACAAACACAUCUGCCAAUGUCUCUUAUUAACCCAUUAACAGGCAAUGCACCCUGCUUUAGUAUUCUUUAGUGACUCUUCAGAAUUUGCUCAGAGUCAAUGUGAGUAAAAUACAUCUUGUAUUCAAGCGCUUUCAUAUACAAAGUUUCGUUUGAAUACGGCACAGAGUAGGAAUAUUUAUUUAGAAUUUUUCAGAAUAUCGGGUUUUUACUCGCACGCACGUUUAUAGCUCGAUCAAUGAACGUGCAAAUCAUGCCGACCUACAGAAUCGAUUUCCGGUUUUUCCUAAACAGCACGUUCAUUCACUGUGCGUUCCAUGGGCCACGCUAAAAAUAUAAAUAUUCUGUAAAUACCGAAAUAAAAGAUGACAAUCUCAAGACACAAGCUUGAAAAUAACACUAUAAAUAGUGUUUUCGAUUCUGGUUCCAAUAAUAUCAUUACGAAAAAGAUAUGUCCAAAGGGGCCGAAGUUAUGUUCGGCAAAAUUCCAAAAUGUAUGGCUAGUACGUUUACAUUGUUUGUUAUAUUAUGAAAUAUGAUACCAUACUUGUAUUAAAAUUCGCGUCGAACUGAUGUUAUUGUAUUAGGCAAAUGAGUAGACUUGCCACAAGUCGACCUCGAACGAAAUGCGUUUCUUCGAGGUCGACUUGUGGCAAGUCUAGCAAAUGAGAACCAUACAAUAAUGGUUCUAGUUCUUGUUGGUAUUUUGAACGCACGCUUUAUCUUUAGUAUAGCUACCACAAAGCUUUUCGCGCGGAUUAUAUUUCGCGCAGUACUAAAAUUUCCGCACCCAGCGGCCAUAGCCUGUGAGAAUUUACGGCUGUACACAGGCUAAGCGGCCAGCGCUACGCUAAUUCUCUUAAUUCUAGUACUGCGCGGAUUUUAAUACAUGUAUUUAAAGGUAUAUUGUCGACAUUUGACUAAAACUAUCGUAAGGAAUUCGGAGAGUUUGUCCUUGUUUAUAUUCCAAUAUAAUGUAUAAAUUCGCUGCGUACAAAUUUAUGAAAUUUUGGGGUUUUCGAGUCGUUUAAUUUAAUACAAAAAGAAAAACAUUAAUUCAACAGGCAAGAAAGUCCAGAGUGCGAUGCAAAAAUUAACACAAGUACACAACGGAUGUUAUGAGUCCACGACGUAUAUUUAUAGUUGUUUAUUAAUUAAAAGUCAAACUGUCAAACCUUUAACUUGUCCUUGUUUAAAUAUCCUUCUAUAUAUUGUAUAAAUUCGCUGGGUCUAAAUUUUCGAGUCGUUACACAAAGAAAAACACAUUAAUUCAACACGCAAGAAAGUCCAGAGUACGACACAACGUAAAAUCCAUAGGAAACCGGCACAAUUCUUUGAAAAUUCAACGAAACUGUGUUUGAUCACUCUGUGAAAAGCCGCCAUUGGAGUUCGGAAUUGUGCGCGUGCGUACAAGUGUAUGGGCUAAUAAACGAAAAAUGCACCACAAGCAUGGCAUGAGUCGGAUAUUACGUACAUAAAUACGGACUUAUUACUAUACUAUGUAAAUCAUGGAACCGAGGGGAUCGAUGGCAUUUUGGCUUAGUCGUUGCACCCUGAGCCUGCGAUGAGCUAACGCAAACUCGAUUUCUCGACUACGAAAAAAACAGGAAAAGACAGAAAAAGAGGGAUUUAAGACACUUGGCCUACAGGCCAGUGUAAUUAUUGGAACCACGUCAACAAUCGAAUCUCGUUUUCCCAAUAGUGGUGUCAUCCUGCUUGGAGACUUUAACAACUUAAAUGUCUCUAGAAUCAAACGUAACUUUAGGCUUAAGCAAACUGUGAACUUUCCCACACGUGGCCGGAACACCUUGGACCUCAUCCUAACUAAUUUGAAAGACUAUUAUGCUUCCCCCAUUAAACUCUCUCCCCUCGGUCUUUCUGAUCACGUAACGGUUAAAGUUUUACCGCUCUCCCGAACAACAACAUCCAAGUCCAAAACAAGCAUCAAAACAAGGGACAUUAGACCAACGAAACGUUUAGCAAUGAGAACAUAUUUGGAAGCUGUUGACAUUCAAACCUUGAUAGAUAAUAAGAUCUCUUGUGAGGAAAAAACUACGAUGUUGGAAAAAUCGUUAGCACAGGUAUGAAUUCCCUUCUUCCAAUGAAGAGGAAAACGAUUAUAGCUAACGAGCCCCCAUGGCUCAAUGAAAACCUUAAAAAGUUGAUACGUGCGCGCCAGGAAGCCUUGUCCUUGGGUGACAUGGUUACCUUCCGAUUACUUAGGAAUCAAGUUAAUCGAGAGAGGAAGUCAAGCCGUGCAAAAUAUUACGAUUCAAGAGUUAAACAAUUGAAAUAAUGUGAUCCUUCCGGUUGGUGGAAGGAAAUUAAGAAACUUAGUGGGAUGUCUGCAGUGUCAAGUGACAGUACAACUUCAAUUCUACAACAUGUUGUUUGUGACCCAGUCGAACCGCCUCCACUUAAUAUUGCCAAUGUUAUUAACAACGCAUUCCUUGCCUCAAUGAGUGACUUUUCUCCAUUAUCUCCCAACGUCCGUCUUGCCACCGAUAAAGAACCCCCAUUUACCGUCACAGAGCAAUCAGUUUUUCAGAAACUGUUAGCACUAAAUCCGACCAAAGCAACUGGGCCAGAUGGUAUUCCCUGCUGGCUUUUAAAAGAGAACGCCGAUAUUUUUGCACGACCAGUAAUGUCGAUUAUUAACUGUUCAUUCUUGGAGUCUCGCUUACCUCCUUCAUGGAAGGAAGCCGAUAUAGUACCAAUACCCAAGCAAAAACCUGUCAAUGACGUAAAUAAAGAUCUAAGACCAAUCUCUUUGACUCCAGUACUCUCUAAGGUCGCUGAGGAAUACGUAGUUGAAUGUUUUGUAAAACCAGCUGUAUUGAAAAAAGUUGACCCACAACAGUUCGGUACAUUACCUGGCUUGAAUACCACCUAUGCUCUUAUUAGCAUGCUACAUAAAUGGAACUGUGACACCGAUGGUAAUAGUGCAACAGUGAGGAUCGUAUUGUUCGACUUCAAAAAGGCCUUCGAUCUGAUCGAUCAUGAUAUUUUAAUUCAGAAACUAGUGUCGUACGAAAUUCCAAAUAAUGUUGUCAAUUGGAUAAUAGAUUUCUUGUUGAACCGCAAACAAAGAGUUAAACUCUGCCAAGAUUGUGUUUCGGAGUGGGGCUCGGUCCCCGCGGGUGUACCGCAAGGAACAAAAUUGGGCCCAUGGCUGUUUUUAGUCAUGAUUAACGAUUUAAAUGUCUCUAAUGAUGUGAUGUGGAAAUAUGUGGACGACUCAAACAUCUCCGAAACUGUUAAAAAAGACGAAGUAAGUCAUAUCCAAUCAACCGUAGAUGAGUUCGUACGCAAGUCCAAAACCGAAAAGUUCGUGCUGAAUGAGCGCAAAUGUAAAGAAAUGAGAAUUAGUUUUACGAAAUCGGAAAAAGUCUUUCCACCCGUUACGAUAAAUAUGUCCCACAUGCCAAAAUUCUGGGCCUGAAUGUAUCCGACAACUUAAAAUGAAAUUAUCAUGUUAGCGAACUCGUUAAAAAAUCUUCAAAAAGAUUGUACUUCCUAACUCAGUUAAAGCGCGCCAAAGUGGGUUGUUUGGAAUUGGUACAAUUUUUUAAAUCCUGCAUCAGAUCUUUAAUUGAAUAUGCUUGCCCAGUGUAUCACGAUGGUCUCCCAACGUAUCUUUCGAGUGAUCUCGAAACUAUUCAAAGACGAGCAAUGCGAAUCAUCUACCCCACAGAAUCUUACGAAGAUGCCCUACUAUUAUCAGGUCUAACUUCCCUAUUCCUACGGCGCCAACAGAUUACUAACAAAACCUACGGCGCCAACAGAUUACUAACGAUGAUGCACACAAAUUACACGAACUACUGCCUGCUAAAAACAAUAUCUCGCUUAAUUUACGGAAAAAGUCGAAAUUCAAUAACCCAAGAGUAAAAACGAUCCGUUAUAGAAAUAGUUUUAUCAUCAGUAAUUCAAUUAAGGCAUAAUUAACAAUAGUAUUAGGCAAUCUAAAUAUAAACACGAUCAGUUCAAGAACUGUUUUAAACAAUGAACCAUUUCAGAAAUAGUUUUUACCGUAACCUAAUUUAGGCAUAAUUAGCAUCUAGGUGUUGUAUUUUCUAACUUGUACAUAUAUAAUGCAUAGUGGAAUUCUCCAACAUGUUUUAAGAUCCUCUCUUUUAUCAAUUCUUGUAAAUUUUACUUAAUUCAGCUUAUGGCUGCGAUGUAAAUUUCAAUAAACUAUCUAUCUAUCUUGAGUGAAAUUUUGAUCUAGACAAGUCUGGACAAAAAUUUCAUCACAGCUUGAAAGAGCAUCACAAAAUUAGUAAUAUUCCGAGGUUUCGUUGCGAAAUGUUGUAAAAUGCGGAUAACAUAGCCUUGCGAAGUUUGCCGUUUUUCAGUCAUUUUGUAUUACAAAUGGGAAAUUGAUAAUCAGUUUGAUCAUCUGAUUGCAAUUUCCCGUUUGUAAUGCAAAAUGACUGAAAAACGGCAAACUUCGCAAUGCUAUAUUAUUCGCAUUUUACAACAUUUCGCAACGAAACUUCGGAAUAUUACUAAUUUUGUGAUGCUCUUUCAAGCUGUGAUGAAAUUUUUGUCCAGGCAUAUCUAGAUCAAAAUUUCACUCAUAAGGGGAAAGGUCUAUUCUUAAGGCAGAAAUUCAACGGAGUGACGUCAUAACGUCAGUAUGAAAAAAUAAUAUUAAACGCUAUGACAUCAUGCCAAUGAUGCAUGACUGCCGAAUGAGUGAGGAAUUGUGUCACAACACAAAUGGUUUCCUACAAUCGGCUGCUGCUUCUCUAAAACAAUUAUUGAAUUCAAUUUUCGCAUGCGAUAUGAAGAAUUACCAAGCCGAAGCUUGAUCAUUCUUUAUAUCAUGCGAAACCGAAUUUAUUUACAUGUAUCUCUUGGCUUGUGGAAAACACCACGUGUCGUAUAUUUAUUAUUGUAAAGCUUUCGAUACGUAAGCUAGCUCGGAUCAAUAAUAAUAUUAUUAACACUAAUGAAGAUCUGGACUUAUAUACGGAUCGAAAACUUUGCAUUAUUUAAUAAUUAUUGUAUGGCAAACAUCACUUCCGGUGAAAUGGCGAUUGGCUGAGAAGCACUUUCAGCGGUCCAUUAUUUUCCCUUAAUGGACCGGCGGUCCAUUACGUAAAAACAAACGCAUGCAUUUUAAAACAAAACAGCAAAACUAAUUGAAAAUUAUAAUUUAAUUUAUAAGAUAUAUAUAGAGAGUUAUAGAGUUAUAGAAACACGCGUGAAAGUUUGGGAGAAACGAGAAAUUGCGUGGGAACACGAGCACGAAGUGAAACACGGAAAAAAUGUUUUCUAUUUCCUUUAUUAAAUAGCCUUUUAAAAACAAUAGAAAAGAUAAAUUUAUUGAUUUUAAUUGCUUUCAUUCAAAUAUUAAUUCCACCUUAAUAUACGUUCGUGUAAACUUAAUUAUAAAAGCAUAGCGAAGUAAACAAGUACAUCGCUGUCAAAACAACAGACUGCACUUAACAGGUUUACUUUAUAAAGUAUAUAAUUCACUCAACAACGUACAUGCUUGCAUGCAAAGAAAGCACUGUUUUAAAUAGUUAGUGAACGUUUAAACAUGAUUAAAAACUAUAGUAAACGUGAUUAAAAACGUCGCGAGGAAAUAUUUUUUUAAAAAGACAAAGUAAAAUUAAAAUAUCUUACCUUGGUAAACAGUCAAACAGAUACAAUGUGUGCUACAAUUAUACUUUGUGCUUUAGGUCUUCGCUUUCUAAGUUAGCAAAGUGUUGCCUUUUUUUGUAACGGUUCUUCGGCGUUUCGGGACGUUUUUCAACUUUUUUCAAAAUUAAAUUUUGUUUGUAUUUUGUCUUUUAAACUCCCGCGCAAUCCACGCAACCCGCGUGAAAAUUCCCCGUGUUUCUAUCGAGUUAUAGAAACACGGGUUUUUUGAGCUUUUGACCAAUCAGCGCCCGUGUUUUUAAAAGGCUAUUUUAUAAUAUGCAUUUCAAAUCAUGCAUUUGUUGUUUGUUUCAAGUGUAAAUGCCUAUAAAUGCCAUAUAAUAAACUUUUUAUUAACCUCGCUUGCUCGGUAUGUACAGAGAAAUAUCAGACCUCGGACUUUUUGUACAAACCUCGCUCUACGGGCUCGGUCUGUACAAAAAAAGACCUCGGUCCGAUAUUUCUCUGUACAGACCUCGCGCUCGGUUUUAAUAUACGAUACAUAGCUAUGAUGUUUUCCACAACACAAGAUAUAUAAGAAUAGUUAACAAUUAUUUGCCGAAGGUGAAGUGAUUACCGGUGAAUAUUCACCGUAAUCACUGAGCAUGAGGCGAAUAAUUGUUUUAGUAUAAACUUUUAAUAUAAAUGAAUGUAAAACAAUUAAUGAAUGUAAAACAAUUGCUCGAAUGCAGCAGUUUGUAUUGACGGGUAUUCAAUAACAAGAUGUGACCGAAUUGAUAAGCUGGGCGGUGGAGUUUGUGCUUUUAUUAAAUCAGACAUCCCGUUCAAAAUUCUAACAGAAUUUAAUGACAUCAAUUUUGAAACUUUAUGGAUCUAUGUAAGACCUCAUAAACUUAAUCGAGGCUUCUCUUGUUUGAUCGUAUGUGUGGCCUAUAAACCUCCAUACAGCGACAACACCGCGUUUAUAGAUCACCUGAGCACAGCACUUGACCUCGCUCUCAAUAAGUACCCAAAUGCAGGUAUAUUGUUACUCGGAGAUUUUAACAGAUAUCCCGUCUCAUUUUUAUUGAGACAUUUUACUUUGAAACAAAUCGUAAAACAACCAACAAGGAAAGAUGCUGUCAUUGAUCUUAUUCUUACUAAUAUAUCAGACACAUGUGACUCUCCUAAAUUGAUCGCACCUAUUGGACUCAGCGACCAUAAUUCCGUUUUAUGUAUUUUAAAAAAAUGUAAAUCAUUGAACGGAUGCAAAAAAAUAAAAAUUAGACCCGGUAACAGAGGUGCCAAGGCUGCAUUUGUGUGAACAAAAACUGGAACUUUUUCAGGAUGUUAUUCAUACCGGCUUAGACCACUUCCUUCCAUGUAAAGUAGUUAAAAUGCACGACCGAGAUAAGCCUUGGAUAACUCCGGCAUACAAGGAACUUAUUAAAAGCAGACAAAAGGCAUUUUUUCAGAAAAAUGACAAAUUGUACCGUCGACUACGUAAUCGUGCUAAUAGAGAAAGUAAGAACCUUAAAUCUGCAUUCUUGGAACAUAAAUUGGAACAAUUGAAACGUAAUCCUGAUCCUAACAAAUGGUGGGACACUGUGAAACAAAUAGCUGACUACCCUUAGAAGAAAUCGUUUUCAAGUCUUCUCCUAGGAGACCAAGUCGUCUCUGGAAAGCAACUUGCUGAAAAAAUUAACGAGGCUUUCGUAUAUGUUACUCGAAAUAUUCGUCCUUUUAGCCCUAUCCCUUCCCCUGAUACCCAAUUACAAAUCGAUUGUACUACUAUUCCAACCGAGUACAUUAUUAGGGAAGAAGACAUAUAUUAUAAAUUAUCUUGAAUAUCAUCUUCGAAAGCAGCUGGCUCAGAUGAAAUACCGGAUUGGGUUCUAAAAGAUUAUGCGCCCCUGCUGGCUCCUCCUGUUACUUCAAUCUUCAACGCCUCCCUUCAACAAGCGUCUGUUCCCGCGGUAUGGAAAAAAGCCGACGUCAUCCCUGCCGUAAAAAUAAGAUGCCGAGUGACAUUACUAAAGACUUGCGUCCCAUCUCGCUUACUGCCACUUUGUCAAAAACGUGUGAACGUUUUGUCGCAGACUGGCUGAUGGAGUUGAUUGGUGAGAAGAUCGAUAAACGACAAUUUGGAUCCCUAAAAAACUCCUCAACAACGCAUGCAUUAUUGAGUCUUCUCCAUCACUUAUUAAACGAAACUGAUGUGCCGAAAAACGCUGUGAGAAUUUUUUUAUUGGACUUCUCUAAAGCUGUCGUGUAUUUAGAUUAUACUUUUAACAAAAUAUGAAUAAUACAUAAGCAUGACCGAUCUACAUAUCUAAUGCGCAUGUCCGUGUGUAUGACCGCUGUCCGUCUAUAUCUAUAUAUCUAACACCAUCUCUCCUCUUAAGGAAUGUGUCAUAAAAUAUUGUUCAUAAGUUCACUAUCGUGUUCGAACAAUUAUGCUAACCAUAACAGUAAGUAAUAAAGCAGUUCUCUAUGUAGUUUUCUUAAACAGUUUUCGGAUCAAACAGUUAAGACCCCACCUCUCGGGUGGUUGAUGUGAUCUGAACGUUGUUCAGAUCCUGUUGUAGCCCUACCGGCUUCUUCUUGUUGCACUACUGGUGGAUUCGUGGCUAGUUCGAUAUCCGGUUCUGCGACAAUUUCUUCUGCUGGUGCAAUAUUCUGGCCAGUCUCUCCGAGCUCUGGAUGAGGUUCAGCCGUAUCAUCACUCUGGUCAUUUACUUUCACACUAGAGGCUCGAAGUUGGUCGAUGUGACGUCGCCAAAUUCGAUUUGGACCAACUUUUAUCUUGUAUGAAAGGGGUCCCGUUUGAGCUCGAACUAUGCCUGGUAGCCACUUGUCUUUCCCACUGUAGUUACGUGCCAUGACAGUCUGACCAAUGGAUAACUGACGUGUGGGGGAAUAUCCUUUCCUCCCUGCUUGAUCGAUUUGCCUGUUCAUCACUUUCAUUUGUAAAUCAGGUUUCACCAAAUCGCCUCGAGUGCGUAGCGGUCUGCCCCAAAACAACACGGACGGUGAUUCUCCAGUCGUCGAAUGCGGGGUCACCACCUGUGCUGGCACUCCAUAUCGGGCAAAAAUGGUUAGGAGUCGGUCAAUGGUCUGCGUCGAUGUGGUGAAUGGCAUUAUUUCCACUUCAGGCCACUUCGAGUGUGCAUCUACAAUGAUAAGGAACAUUCGUCCUAGGAACGGCCCAGCAAAAUCUAAAUGGAUUCUCUGCCAAGGUGUGGUUGGCCAUUCCCAGGGGUGUAGUGGUACUUUGCCUCAUAACCAACUCAUGGACCUUCACCAAUAGAGGCUCUCUCUGUGUUUCUCGUUUGACCUGUUCUGCUGUGACUGGCAAAGGCCCACACUGCGUGGAAUAGAAGAGGCCCACUGGAUCUGGCUAUUCUUCUGUUUCGCUAUGCAAAGGUAAUCGAGACAAACCAUCCGCAUUCCCGUGUAACUUAGUGUUCUUAUAUCUAAUUGUAUAGUCAAAACCCGCCAAGAACAAAGCGUAGCGUUGUAAUCUAGCAGCAGUGACAGCAGGAAGGCUUUUGCUGGGAUGAAAGAUUGAAGUGAGAGGCUCAUGAUCAGUCAGUAAGGUAAAGUUCCUACCGAAAAGGUAAUUGUGCAAUUUCUUGACUCCCCACACUGUAGCCAGCGCUUUAUCUAUCUGUGCGUAGUUGCACUCCGCCUUCGACAGGUAUCUCGAUGCAAACGCUAUCGGUCGCUCUGUGCCAUCUGCCAUGACAUGGGGCAGUACCGCUCCAAUUCCUACAGGCGAAGCAUCACAAGCCAGUUGUAAGGUAAGGGAAGGUUAGGAUCAUAAUGUGUAAACACCAGAUCUGAAACAAUCAUUGCUUUAACUUUGCAAAAGGCUUCUUCGCAUUGAUCUGUCCAGUUCCAUUGGUAGUUACUUUCCGGCAUUUGGUCCAAUGGAUGCAGGAUUGUAGCAAGGUUUGGCAGGAAUUUGUGGUAAUAAUUCACCAAUCCCAGGAAGGAGCGUACCUCUGCAACACUCUGGGGGCGAGGGGCAUUCACCAUUGCAGCUGUCUUGUCGGUGGUCUUGUGCAGGCCUUCGCUAUUAAUGUCGUGGCCACAGAACGUGAUCUUUUAUUUGAAGAACUCACACUUCGAUUUAUUGGCUCUUAACCCAUGGUGGUGCAGCCGUCGAAGGACCUCCUCCAAGUUAGCCAUAUGCUCUGCAUCGCUUUUACCCGUCACAAUCAUCAUCUAGGAUACAACUAAUACCAGAAGUUCCUUCCAGAAUCUGAUCCAUGGUACGCUGCCAAAUGGCGGGAGCCGAGGUAAUACCAAACACCAAUGGUAUUACCCAUGAACGUAUUAAUUGUAAGGUACUUCUUGGAUUCUUCCUCCAACUCAAUCUGAUGGUAAGCUUGGCGGCGAUCGAUCUUGGAAAACAUUUCCCACCAGCUAAAUGAGCAAAAAUAUCUUCGAUUCGAGGCAGAGGAUACUGUUCUGCUUGUAAUGUUGGGUUAAUAGUACCUUUGAAGUCACCACAAAUACGGACUGAACCAUCUUGUUUCGGCACAGGUACAAUCGGUGUCUCCCAAUCACUCCACUCUACUUUCGACAAAAUACCUUCGCUCUGAAGUCUAUUCAGUUCUUCCUCCACUUUCGGUCGUAAGGAAUAUGGGACCUGACGAGCUUUGCGAAACUGCGGUUGACUACCUUCUUUGAGGGUUAUCCUUGCUUUGGCAGAUUUGAAAGUCCCCAGCUUGUCUUCAAAAACCUCUGCAUACGUACCCAAUAGGUUUUUCAGCUUCUCUUGUGUAGUCGUGCCAGGGUUUCUAUGGCUGGGAUCUGAGGAUUUCAACAACGUAAUGGUUUUCCAGUUGAGGCGAAGCUUGUGAAGCCAAUCUCGACCCAUUAACACUGGACCCUUAGUCUGGACUACAUGGAGUGGCAAUAGACAUGAUUGAUCUAAGUAUUCAACUUGCAUGGCAAGGCAACCAACAGGAACGAUCAGUUCACCAGUAUAGGUCUUUAAUACAGUGGUUGUUUUCUCUAACUUCUUGUCGCGAAGUCUUUCCAAGAACAUGUCAUAUGGCAAAAUGGACACGGCCGAUCCUGUGUCUAGUUCCAUGGAUAGUGUUUGAUUUUCAACUUUCACGUCAACCCAUAUGAUAUCACUGCUUGAUUUGUUUACAUUAUGAACUUCUAGGUUAUUCAACAAGUGCCCAUACUCAUCUGGUUCGUUCUCUAUGGCAUGGGUCGAUUUUUGGUAUCUUGAUCUGGGCGAGGGUCGACCGGGCCCCUGGGUUUGUUGUGCCCGGCAAGCUUUUUGAAUAUGACCUCUAUUUCCACACUUGUGACAGACUUCUUUCUUAAAUUUACACUCAGUUGCAACAUGGGUAUUAGCUCCACAUCGAUAACACACUACAGGGGAAGGUGGGCCACUAUCUGAUCUAUUCGAGGGUCUGUUCAGUGUCAGUUUGUCAAGACCAAGAGGUUUUUCUUCUCUACACUCGCUGUGGAUCUCUCUAGCAUCACGAGUGGCUGUUUUCAUAGCAACUGCUAUGGCAACAGCUUUGGAGAAUUUAAUUUCGACUCUGCAAGGAGACGUUUCUGAAUUUGCUGAUUACUUAAUCCACACACCAAUCUGUCGCGCAAGGUUUCUUCCAAGUUACUUCCAAAAUUGCAAUAUGUGGUUAAUUUCUUUAACUCAGCUAUAUAACUUAAAAAGCUCCCCCCCUUCUUGCUGAUUUCUCUUAUAAAAACGAAACUGUUCGGCUAUUUCUAGUGGUUUGGGAUUUAAAUGCUUCUGUAAUGUACUUACUAUUUCAUCAAACUUCUUGCCUGCAGGCUUCUUUGGCAAAAGUAAAUCCUUUAAUAAUUAAUACGUUUUGCCUCCAAUCAAAUUCAGCAGAGUUGGCACUUGAUGAUUGUCGUCGACAUCGUUUGCAGCGAAAAAAUAUUGUACUCGUUCGACAUACGUCUCCCAGCUUCGUUGGGUUUCAUCAAAAACAUCAAUUUUUCCAAUCGUUGUCAUUUCUGGACUUAUAACAAUCCCAAAUUCGUCGCCACUGUCGUGUAUUUAGAUUAUACUUUUAACAAAAUAUGAAUAAUACAUAAGCAUGGCCGAUCUACAUAUCUAAUGCGCAUGUCCGUGCGUAUGACCGCUGUCCGUCUAUAUCUAUAUAUCUAACAAAAGCUUUUGAUCAUAUUGAUCAUAACAUCCUCCUCAGUAAAUUAUCUGAUAUGGACGUUCCAUCAUUAAUAACAAACUGGAUAAGAAGUUUUCUUACUCUACGAAGCCAACGGGUCAAAAUGCCCCCAUUGUGUGUCAGAAUGGCAAAUCCUCAACGGUGGAGUACCCCAGGGAACUGUUUUAGGCCCAAUCCUCUUCCUAAUCAUGAUAAAUGAUCUGCUCGCCGAUUGGAAAGACCGAUGGAAAUACGUUGACGACACCACCACUACUGAAACCAUUGGCCCAGAUUGUAACAGCAACCUUCAAGAACUGGUUAAUUACAUCGAUAAUUGCAUGGACUACGAGUAAUAUAAUAUGAAACUAAACAUUGGAAAAUGCAAAAGAGGCAUUGCUUUCCCCCUUUAACAGUGGAUGAAGUUAAUAUUGAAGGAGUGAAAUCUGCCCGUAUCCUUGGAAUCACAGUUCAAGAUAACACGAAGUGGAAUGAACAUAUAAACAACAUAGUUAAAAAAGCUAGCAAGAGACUCUAUAUGCUAAGGCUACUAAAAAGGUCCAACGCGUGUAUUGACACACUGACUACUGUAUAUACUACCAUAAUUAGACCUGUUUUGGAGUACGCGUGCCAGGUCUGGCAUUACAAUAUCCAACAAUAUUUAUGUGAAGAUAUUGAAAAAAUACAAAAACGUGCAUUGAGAAUCAUCCUUCCAUCGCAAAAGUAUGACGAAGCGCUGAUCACGACUAACAUCACGUCGCUGAGAGAUCGCCGAGAAAAAUUAUGCGAACAUUUCUUUGAGAAGAAUAUGGACAAUGAAAAUCUCAAAGAUCUUUUACCACAAACAAUUUUAUCUGGAUAUGAUCUAAGACCGAUAUGUAAACAUCAUAAUUAUGCUUGUAGAACUGAACGUUUUAAGAAUUCGUUUUUACCUCAAAGUAUAUUAAAGAUCAACAGUAAAUAAGUUUUUAGAAAUGUAAAUACUCCUAAAUAUGUAAUUAUUAUGUAAUUUUAACUUCUCUUAAUUUAUGUAAUACUGGUGUAAUUUAACCUUUUUGGCUUACAAAGUCAGUAAUCAUUAAAUCAAUUCAAUUCAAUGCCUCGAAAUAAAGUUUUAAUACACUUUUCACUUUGCAAGUUUCGAAAACACAAUACAGCGGCAGGAUACCAUACAGCACAAUGAAAACAUGGCAAAGCAAAAGAAAGAGUAUCGUACAAAUUGAGAUACCUAUUGGAUACAAAACAAAAUGGCUUUAUAAGAAUAUUACUGCAAGGUUUUGCCUAACAGUCAGGAUAGUUUUUGCUAUUUGUUUGAAGUGAAUGUUUCGGAGUUUUAAAUAAGUUUUGACACAGUAAAAUGAUAAAGGAAUCCUACCCUUCAAGUUAAAUACAACAUUUUGUGCUUUUUUCUUUUACUGGGGACGAUUUUUUCAAUAUUACGUCGAUUUUGAAACCAAAUUUUCCGAAUCAUUCUUUUUGAAAAGCAUUAUUUACUAGUCAGGUGGUAUAAAUAAUGCGUCAAAUUUACUAGACAACUAGCCAAUCAGAACGCGCGAAAACUAAUUUGAUAUGCAAAAUUUAUACUAACCUUGCUUGUUUUCCUUGUCAGUGUAAAAAUAAUUACUUGUUGUGUUGUGUUGUGUUGUGUUGUGUCGUGUCGUGUUGUGUUGUGCUUGGAUCCCUUAAAAUAUACCUGUACAUACCUCUCGUCUGUGGAUUGCGGGGUUCCCGUAUCGAGUGUUAACAUUUGUACAUUUUAAAUAUCUUAAUCAUAUAUUAUAUAUUCUAUUUGGAAUAUUCGAUACCUUGAAAGCAUUUAGUAAAUUCUAUUUUGCAAUCUCGGGCAGUGCACCGUCCACACAACCUGAACAGUAAAAAAUUGAGCCCCAAUAGUCGUGUACAGCUACGCACUGUUCCAUUUAGUGUACUAAAGCGAAUUUUGUCCGCAACAGUCAACACGAACAUCCAUUUCCCACAUGUACAGUAUGAUAUUUAUAAUAUAGCAUUUGUAAAUUCUGAACGCUGAUUGGUUAAGAGCCGUGUUGAUAUAACUCAAUGUCAACACGGAAAAUUUCUUUCUUUAUAUUUCCUUAUGCUAUAUUCCACACAAUUUCUCAUUUCCCCAAUUCCCCAAUUCCCACUCGUGUUGAUAUAACUGUAUAUCAAUACGGAAAAUGUUUUAUAUUUGUUAAAUGUAAACUAUUCCCGAGCCAUCUGGGCGUUAAAAUCGAGGCGAGAGUACUAAUUCCGCUCGGCAAAAGGAAAGCAUGCAUGAGCGAAAUCUAACGUUCAUCAAUAAUUGCGGGCGCGUGGGUGUGAAAGUGAUCCUCAAAAAGAUUUUUGCCAUGCGUGGACUUCCUCGCUGAUCUCAAAAUAUCGCUGUUUGGCAGGAGUGCGGUAAGCAAGAUUUCAACUUUUCAAAAACAUGCACAUAAUUUGGAAAAUCGUUUCAUUCUGACUAUGGGCUAUCAAGCCAUUUUGCUUUGAGAAAUUGAGGAAAUAAGAAGAAUGGACUUAUUAUGGGAAAUUGUGAAAUAUAAGGAAAUUUGCUUUCAAUGUUAAAUGUUUAUGAAUUUGUCUUAUUUCGUCAUUGCUUUCCUUUUCAAUAUAUAUGAAGCUGUAAGUUUCCUAAAUUACCCUGUUUAGUUUAAAUUAAAAUUUAAAAUGUAAAGGAGAGCAACUUAUUUCAACACCGAACUGAAAUUACUUAAUAACUUGAAUUUAUUUUGUUUUAUUUAGUUAAAACAGUUUAUAUUGGUUGAAUGGACAUUUCAAAACAUCUUACAAUACGUAGCGUUUCAGAUUAAUUUUACAUUAAAUCAAAGCUUAAAAAAUGCAAAAUAACAUACCUAUACAAUAUAUAUUUCGGAAAUUCAUUGUUGUAUAAAAAGUACUAAUCUUUCAACUAUUUUUAUUUAUAUUAUUAAAAUUAUUAUUAAAUAAGUCUUUAUUAGAUAUAACCACAACAGACGUGUCACUUCACAUGAAAAACCUACAAGGUUGCAAUAAGUACAUUACUUAUUAGUACUUAAAUUUAGUAAGUUAAAAUUACUUAGUCUUAAAUUUAGCCAAAAUUGUUAUACUUAUAAAGACACCUAAUUAAAAACGACCGUUUAAAUCUUUCGGUUUUAACAUUAGGUAAAAAAAUCAUGUUCACGUUCUCUGAUCUUUGUCUUUUAGGAGGAAGCAUGCAGUUCGUAUAUAGGUGAUCUGGGUUACUACAUCAGUAUUUUCUCGAAUAAACUCAUCUCAUGUCUCUUAUUCUCUUUUCUUUAAUCACAUCAAUUAUCUGAACGCUUUUUGUUGUGUAUCCAUAUCGGUGUGUUCGCUUGAGAAAUUUAACAAUCUGGUCCAGGUAUACUUCUUUUCAAGUGCAGAACCCCAUACUUCAAUUCCGUAAGAAAAUAGAGAUAAAAAAUAAUACCGAAAAUAUAAAAAUUUAAAUUGCUUUGACUACACUUGGCAGACAAAGCGAGCCUGCGGUAAGUCAGACUAAUUACGAAUACUUCAUGUUAAAUCAACUUUUGGAAAAUAUAGGUGAGGGAUUGCUGCAUGAUGCAUGUAUUUCUAGUUGUAUACAAGUAUUAAGAUAGCCUGUGUGCAUUUCCAUGACAUCGAAGACUCGAAGUGCCAUGUAAUGGGACUGCACGCACGUAAUGCCAACUCGAAAGCUUAUUUUAUCUUCGAAUGGUGAAAACAAUAUUUUACGAACGAGCGCAGCGAGUGAAUAAAAUAUUGUUUUUAACACGAGAAGAUAAAAGUCAUCUAAUUCAAGCCACCGUGUAAUGUUCUGUUUAUUAUAUAUAGUCCCAAGCAAAAAAUUGUGAAAUUUCACGCUCAAAAACAAAUUGUGUUUAUUACGGCCAUACAUGUAUGAUAGUAACUGCAUACAGAAACAUAUUUAUAUAUGAAAGAUACAUCAGGUAAUUAUUGAAAAAUAAUUAUGAAAAAUGUUUCCAACAAGCAAAAGUUUUAAUAAACACUGUCAAAACAUGCACUUCGCAGUUCUUUUUUCGGACACUUAAGACAAACCUUUUUGCCAGGUUCUUCAACUCAUUCGGGGGGAUUUCCUCGAUUUUUCUACGUUCACCUUCGGCCACCAGAAACUCAAGGAACACUUUUGUGUCGUUGAACGUUUUUUUUCUCGUAUUUUCGUGUUCCUCAUUGAACCUUUCUACAUCAUCGUCCCUGAUUUGGACAAACCUCGCCAUGUUGCGAAUUGUUGAAAUGCUAAAAUUGAAAUUGUUAAUUUUUGUGGAAAAUGGCAAUUGUUUUCAUGUAAAUUUGAUCGGUCGUGUUUCUCAUUUUUUACUCAUUUUUAAAGCGUGCGCCACAUUCAAACAUUUGUAUCUCACGUAAUAUUACAUGACAUUUUUAGGUUAGUCUUUCCUCAAUACAAUAAAACUUAUUGGAGUGUAAUAGCUUUUAUAGUUUUUACCCUACAUGAAGUCAAACAGCACAGGUUUUUUCUGGACACCCGGUAGGAUAUAUGCAUAGUUUUAACCCCUCAAAAUAACAACUGUCAUUAUUUCAUGUUCCUGUAGGUAAAAGAAAACGUAUACUCAGCGAAAGCACCUCCCUUAAACGAUCGAACCAGUCCAACUGCCAAGAUUCUUAAUACUGUAUGCAGGUACUGUGUAUGAAUUCCGAUCAUGCUUAUUUAGUUACUGGAAACAACGAAGAUACAUUAACAAUUAACAAUUAACUGUAUAUAUACUGUAUAGUUCAUAUAUCAGCUACCUGAUGAUUCCUCGUGGGUAAAACAGGUUGUUGUUGUGUUGUGAGACAUUCGUAUUUAUAUCCCAUGAACUAAAAAAAACAGAUAAAAAUUUAUUCACCAAUAAUACAAAUAAAAUAGGAAAAAUUUUAUAAACGUCAACUUGGGUUCGGGUAUCCCAUGAACUUGCUCUCAUCAAGGCUUGCGGAUCGCAUCCAGACAUGCGCAGAGCGUAAUGUGGCAAGAGUGCUCAAACGACCACAUAUAUACACUAAGUGGUGUGAUAUUUUUUUGCCAGGUAUCUCAAGUACCUGUCUAUUUGUUGGAAAAGGCAAACUGUGACGUUGGGAUGUUGUUGGAAGGUAAAUAGCAAACAAAUAUAUCAUGCAGUAAAUUUUACUUAACAUAAGAAAUUCGUGCUUGUACUCUGACGUAGCAGUGACUUUUUCAUUAACAUUAAAUAUAUAGACAUUAUUUUAUUCCUAGAACGAAAAUGAUCCACAACUGCUCGAUGCAGAAAGAAAACUGGAGUUUAGCACUUACAUUCGCGAUCAUGGAUCUUUCAAAAUAUACAGCAAUGGAAGAGUGCGGAUUGUGUUCUGUGAUGGAGCUGUAAUGGAUUUUAAUUAUCCAAAUGAAGAAAAGUGCAAGAUACGGAGUAGAGACGAUGAGAAUUUCUAUAAUGGAAGCUCUUGUGAAAAACAUAAAACAGCACUGGUUGAUGAUACUAGCUUUAGAUUGAUAUUACCAAGUGGGAUUUCGUUAAAAGCUUCUUUUGACAGUCCUGCUGGGCCUUAUAACAGGUUUGUUGAAAACAAGUAGAAAUAGUUUUCUCACUCGGAUUUCCAUUGCGAAAGUUCUUUGAGUAAAGUUCCGUAAAAGACUCUUUCAGUCUUUGUGAACAAAGACAAUAAUGUAAACACAAAAUAUUUAUAAUAACAAAAUAUUUAUAAUAUUUAUAAUAACAAAAUAUUAAUAAUAUAGCCCCCCGGCUAUUUACACCCGGGGAAACGAAAGCAUUAGCGAAGUCUAAAGUUCACCAAUGAUCGCGGGCGUGGCUCACUGUGCGUGGGUGUCAUCCUCACUAAUCUCAAAAAUAUGGCGCACUGUCAUGAAUAGCGAACACUGUGAUUGGUCCAAUUUAAAGUUUGCAUUAUAACGACUGCAUGACGACAGCGAAAUAGCAAACAUUUCUUGAUUUGAUGAUAUCAUACCUAACAUAUAUAUGUGUAUAUAUAUAUAUAUAUAUAUAUAUAUAUAUAUAUAUAUAUAUAUAUAUAUAUAUAUAUAUAUAUAUAUAUAUAUAUAUAUAUAUAUGUUGGGAAAUUGAUAAUUUUGUAAUUAAAAGUGAUAUUUUUAGGCGAUUUUUCAUUUGUAAGAAUAUUCUUAAAAAAUUAUCGUGUUACCAUGACAAGUACUUUAGAUACUUCAUGUUCGGAAAAUACAAUGGUUUUGUCAGCAGGGCGAGGGUUUCUGCAUGCGAGUAUUUUCUAGUGUUAACAGUAGAAAAAGCUGUGCGUAGUCCCUCCUGCAUGGGUAGUCUAUAUUUCCAAAGAUGCCCAAGAUAACCUCGUUUUUGUCGAAUUCUGUUUAACCGUCAAACUACUGUAUCUGACACAACGCACUGUUGCAUGAAAAUUCUUGUGUAAUUUAAGGUUUUGAUUUUAUUAUAGACUUCUUCGUUUUACGUUUUGUUAUAGUAUAUGUUUUAGGUCGAAAUAUGUGUUCGGACCGGCUUUUUUGGCUCUUGGGGUCGAUUAACGUUUGUCCUACAUACAUUACACCCUCGCGCAGAUCUGUCUGAAAGUUUUGAAUCUGCCUGUCUGAAAGUUUUGAAUCCUAAAAUGUUGUCGAGUCCUCCCUUUGGAAAGCUUAUUUAGUAUUUUCGUUAUGGCAGGUAUGUUCAGAUUGCAUUGGAUUUUAUCAAGUGGAAGCAAAAUCAUGUUGAGAAAGAAAUGCAAUUAGAUUAUGAAUAUACCAAGUAAGAAAACAUUUUGUUAUUAUUUUAUAAUGUAUCCGGCUGUGUUUGUCAUUAGUGCAUGUAAAGAUGGCUGGAUAAGUGUAAAGUGAUGUUCAUCAAAGUUGAUUUGAUCCUAGUUAAAACGACAAGAUGAUCUUUAACAUUUGAUCUGAAAUGACGAAUACACAAUCUCAUUGAUAGACGUCACAAGGCUUCUGCCCGCGAGGAAUGCUGGUCUUAGCAGUAAACUCCAUGUCUUUUACUUUACCUGGAACGAUAACACUCAGUCACAGAGGAAGUGCAUACAGAGAUCUCACUUCAGGUUAAUUUCGCGUAAGGGAUUUUUUCAGUCCGCCAUGUUCUUAGCAAGUGCCCUAAAGAGAGGCAGUCACCCCCCUGAAAACAUAUUGAAAAUUUAAUAUUCCAGGGGGGUGAAUGCCUCUCUUUAGGGCACUUGCUAAGAACAUGGCUGCCAGCUAUUUGGUAAAAAAACGCCUUACGGUUUUGUAAUGGAAAUUACACUUCUGUAUGUCUUUAUUCUGUGACUCAGUCAUUUGGCAAUUGAAAAGUGAAGCCUCGCGUGUCCAGUGGCGUCAGCCUUCCACGCCAUUUCUACGUCAGUUUCAGUCCCUUUAUACGCCAUCACUGCGCGGUCCAUUGCCACGUCAUAUAGUACGUCAGUUUCCAGACCUGGAAAUAAUUCUAGCCUUUCUUGGAUUCUAGACCAGGGGGACAUAUUUUCUUUGAAAACACUGUGAUCAAAUUUAGGCCGGGGGCAUUUUCUUUGAAAACACUGUCAUAAAAUUUAGUUGGUUUAACAGCACUUAAAUUUUGAUUCUUACAACUGUUAGGCAUUAACUGUGUUUCACAUCCUUCACUGUUAAUAAAAUCUAUUCAAUCAAUAAAUUGGAUAUUGGAUGAUAAUAAUAUUAAUUAAUUCAGUCUAUGUUACUAAUGUUAGCAACUUAGGUCUUAUACUAAAACUGUCUGUACCAGUGUGGGUACUGGGUAGUACCAAUGUGAAAUUGCUGAGUGGUGGUUAUAUUACUACCUGAAAAAAACAAGCAGAAACUCGACGUUGAGUUUCUGCUUGUUUUUAUCAGGUAGUAAAUACUAUAUUAAUAACCACUCGGCACAACAACUUAGGUCUUAGCAUAUCAAAUUAAAUUGUAAUAAAUGCUUAUAUAGUGUAAUAGCUUCUUACAGUUGUAGUUAUAACUUAUAACAGUUUACUACUACCUGAUUUGAAAUUUGGAAGUUGUUUGAUGAAGAAAUUUAAUUUCAAGGAAUAUUUUUAUGUAUGCUCAAGUGAAAAAAACUUUUUUUGUCCGAUUUGUGCAUCAGGUAAUAUCACUUAUAUCAGCCUUUUCAGUUCUAAAAAAAUUGGGAAAUUUUUAACCUUUUGUUGAUUUUCAUGGAUAUUUUUUUUAAAGAAAUUUCAAAACUUUCUGCCAAAGAAAAUUGAAAAUCCUUUCUAGCAAUCAAAAAAUUUUCUAGGAACGUCGUUCCCAAGAUCCACCACUAUUUCCAGAUCUGUCAGUUUCAGUCCCCUUAUACGCCAUCACCGCGCGCCAUAUAGUACGUCAGUUUCAGUCCCCUUAUACGCCAUCACCGCGCGGUCUAUCACGAAUCAGCGCGCGUCAGCAAGCUGGCGUUGGCGUGAAAUGGCGUUGGUAUUGGCUUCACGUUUCUCCCACAUGUUAUCGUUCCAGAUAAAAGACAUACAUGGAGUUCACUGGAUCGUAGUAGUCAUCGUCCAGGAAAAUUUCGAUAGUGGCCAUUUUGAGUUGUUUAGUUUUCCCGGACGAUGACUACUAAGAUAGAUCAACUUUAUUUAAACACAUUGGCCUUUUCAACAAAAGCUGAUUUCGAAAAGGGAUGUGUACCAGCAUUCCUCGCAGGUAUCAAGCCUUGUGACGUCAUUAUGCAUAAGGUCUAAUGAGAUUGUGUAUUCAUCAUACGAAAUGCUGUUUUCUCGCGUGUUCCUGUCAUCCAGCAUAGUACUAUCAAGACAUUGAGCCGAUUUUCGUUUUAGGAACGGAAUUUUGUUCGCAAAAAAGUUAUAAGAAUGUAUAGGAAUAAAAAAUAUAACUAAUUACUAUGCAGUCAGUGAUGUCACCCGUAAGCAGCCAUCCAAAACUGCAAAAUUGCAUUGCUGUCUAGACACAGUUUUAUCCCCGAGCCAACGGUGCUUGGCGUAAUCCCAGGGCGAGGGUACUUAUUCCGCACGGCUAUGUACAUCCGGGAAAAGGAAAACUGCUAGCGGAUCUCAAACUUCCAGGGAUGGAAUGGGCCAACUGGCAGGGCAACUGCCAAUAUUUCAUUAAUUGAAAACAUAUUUAUAUUUAUGUUGAACUUUAUUUAUUUUUUACCGUUUUCCACAAAGAAAUUAAACAUUUAAAAAACGUGAUCGUGUUGCCAUGGCUAACAUGACGUGGCAACGCGAGCCUGCUUUCAGUGUUGGCGUAAUUUUGAAUACUUCAUGUUAAAACAAUGUUUAGGAAAAUAAAGGCGAGGGGUUCUUGCAUGCAUGUAUAUAUUUCUAGUUAAAAAUUUGAAUAUUUUACUCAAUUAUUUGCCAUUACAGUAGGCCUAUGGAUAUCCACGCAUUUAUUAGAUUUCAUUAUUUAUUAAUGGAUACACUUUAUUUAGUCAUGUUUAUGAAGAACUUGAAAAGCUAAGACGUUUCACCGGUAUCCUUUAUCAAAAUGUGGUUACAGUUAGAGUAUAGGUAUAUGCAACUGAAAUUAACACAUACCCAAAUAUGUAGUUGUUACAUAUUUUAAAAUCAUUGCGAGAGAAUAUCUAACUAUUAGACAAUUGCAAAAUGCAAUUAUAUAGGCCCUUUGGGAUUUGGGAUUUAAAUUUAAAAAUUGAGCAAAGAUGGCGUAACGUAUAGAUUAAAUAACCAAGUGGCGAUUUAACAACGAAACGUGUACUUCAGUUGUAAAUUUAUUUCUUGUGGACACUAAAUAAUCAUGCGAAUAAAGAAAAUAAGUAACAUUGACUUCUGGGGUUGUUUUAUAGCUAAUUAUGCAAGUGAAAGAAAAUAAAUAAUAUUGACUUUCGGGGUUGUUUUAGGGUCCGGGUUCGGUCAAGUUCGUUUGCACAUUUCGUGUCCAUAUAGGACGUGAAAUUAUAACCGGAAGUUUGCAGACUGAAUUCUCGUUGAAAAAGUUCCCCAAAUACAGUAGCAAAUUUUAAUCGCAAUGAUACAGGUGUCAUUGAACGGCUAAAAGGUGUCAUUGAACCAUCUGAACGGCUAAAAGCCCUAUCUUUAUAACAGUGGCGAAGCCAGCCCGACAAUUUAGUCAUGCUAUGCAAAUUUUAAAUCAUCAUUAAUUUCUUUAGAAAUUGAUUGUUUUCACGUUGAAUGAACACGGGAAUAUUUGCAUAGCAUGACCAAAUUGUCGGGCUGGCUUCGCCACUGCUUUAUAAGUAUAUGACAAAGUACAGUAAACCUAUAAAUGUAAUACCCAACAAACGAUAACACAUUAAAGUUGGAUUAUACCUUUUUAUGCUCCCUGUGUAAAACGACUUCGCGCAUUCUUGUUAUAUUCUUUAAAAAUUUGCCCUCCAUCUAUAGCUUCUGAUAGCAACAAUAAAGAACACUAUAUAGUUCCCUGUGUUGAAACUCACCAAGAAAGUGAUGGAUUGAAGGUAUUAGUAACAUGAUACUUUAUUUGUUUUUUCAUAGUUGCACGACGUGUUCUGUAGCAAGGUAAUGAGAAUACUAUUUGCUGUUUUAAGGGAAAUUGAAAUUAUUUUUGUUUCAAUCCGGAAGAGACAUUCAAUAUGUUGCCAAACUUUUUACAAGUUAUUUCAUAUUCUCUGUAUUUCAAGAAAAAUCAUUAUUCACAUUGCAUGUCUAUCAUAGAAUAUGUGUGAUAUAAUUGUCACAACCAGGUACAAUAUUUUGUAUUUAGAGAAAUACACCCUUCCGGAAAGUAAGUCUUGGCUGUAGCCAAAAUGACGUACUUUCCGGAAAGGUGUAUUCUAAUGACAUCAUGUUAAAUUUUUGGAGGUAUGCUUUGUUUGGUUGCCCCUGCCUCUUGUCUCACCGACUCUGCCAUAAAAGUAGCGUUUACAACUACAACUUGUAACUACAGGUACAGUCGAACGUCUAAUAAGCAACCAUCUUUGUUGGUUGGGUUUGUGGCUGGUGAAGAUAUUUUUUAAUAUCCAUGAUUAUUUUAAUUUUUAAGAAAUAAUUAAGCAGGGGAAAUAUCCUGUAAAUGUAUGAUAAUAUACAAUUAGUGGACGAGGUUGAGAAAAAUAUCGUGAUUUGUCAGCAGAUCAGCUGCUGAUGCAUUGCAAUGCAGAAGUUGAAUGAUCUGGUUACUCGGCGUAAAACAUUCCCAUUACAACCAAAAUUGAAUCAACUUUGAAGGAGUUGUUUUUGUUUGGGUACACACGCUUUCAGACACUGCACAAACAGCCAUGUUUACUCAAUGUGAAGUGUCAAAGGCGCAUAAACAAAUAAAUAAUUUGUUUUUUAAACUGCGCAUGUUCAGUGCACUGCCUGUACUUGAUAUUUCAGCUGACGCAUUAUUCGCACAAGCGGAUCCAUCUUGACUCUGGGGAGAACAAGUAUGCUUAUAGCCAUUGAAAUGUUAAAAUUAAAGUUAACUAGAAACUGUUUCUUACAGAUUGGGGCCAAUGAAAUCUCAAAUACUUUGUCACGUGAAGCACAUCUGGUAAUGUCACCGCUGUCCCAAAUAAAAAAUGUAGAGGGAUAUUUGAACGACACUCGUAAGGCCGUUGAUGAAAUAGACACAAUAUUGCAGAAUUGCAAGAGGCAACUGGAGAAAAGAUAAGGUACACGGGAAAAAACACUGUAAACUUAGGAAGCUUGUUACUUCGGUUAGUUAGAUUGUAGAUUGCAGUUUCCGUGGAUAACAGGGUAACGAAAGUAGCAAACCAAAUGUUUCUCGCGUAACCAAAGUAGCAAACCUAAUGUUUCUCGUGUAAGCAAACUAGGUUCGAUUCCCACCAGGGACAAGUAAUAUUUCAGGUUGCCAGGCGCAAUCGAACCACUCGGAGUAAAUGUAUGUAUGUAUGCAUCAAUUGCCACAAGAGCCUGUCGGAACAAGUCAUAAUGCUCCUAGAAAUCUGCUGUUACAGUAUGUAAAGACAGAUUUUGACGUAGUACGUACGAGUAGGAGGUAGUAAUACGAAUUUGGCAGCCAUUCUGUUCUUCAAGUUUUUCAUCCCACCGCACCCACUAGACUAGCACGUUAUACUGUAGUAACAUGUUUUUUGGUAUGUUGUUACUUGAGAUAUUUCCGGUGCACGUAUAGUUUUUGUUUAAGAGAUUUUCGCUUGCGUUUUUUAUUAAUAUAAGCUGCGGUAACACUUUAAUUGAGUUAAGUUGAAGUAUAGGUUGAAAUCGUUAGAUGUUGUUAGAACUAUAGGGUCAGGGUUUAUGUUUGGAUAAGGACUACAUAGAGCAACCAGUAACCAAACAUAUACCUUAUAUAACUGCUAUAUUUGUUCUUGAAAACUUCAUGUUUUAUGGUUUUAUGAUCCUUACAUGAAGUACGUAGCGAAAACAGCAAUCCCUCAUUUCACCAGUUAUUGAAAGCGAGAGAUAAUAUAACACAAUGAAUAAUUUUCAACGUAAAAAUUUGAAAUAUUUGUAGCCUGGAAUUUUACUUCCUUUCAAUACACCCUUCUGAUAUAACUACGUCAUGAUAUUCGAAUAUUUGCUUCAGCUUGGAGCCUCGAUACGCCAAGUUCCAACCACCUGAUAACCUACAUUGUGUAAAUCCUUCCACAUUCAACGAAAUAUUAUGAAAUAUUUAGCUUUAAUGAACCAAAAAGGGAAAAAAAUAGCAUAAUAUGAAAUUCGACCUCUCUUUAAUUCGUCUUUAUUUGUAGUUACAACACUAAGAUUUGUAUCCAGUAAAAUUUUGAGGUCAGUGUGAGGG
This is a messenger RNA of Paramuricea clavata, 26198 nucleotides long. The record is from the annotation of a GenBank genome assembly. Lineage: Eukaryota; Metazoa; Cnidaria; Anthozoa; Malacalcyonacea; Plexauridae.